This is a messenger RNA of Seriola dumerili (greater amberjack), 1311 nucleotides long. Its product is annotated as collagen alpha-1(XIX) chain-like. The record is from RefSeq and is a predicted model, not a curated record. NCBI's taxonomy places the organism in Eukaryota, Metazoa, Chordata, Actinopteri, Carangiformes, Carangidae. Bases 1 to 1311 code for a protein of 436 amino acids. The transcript is spliced from 16 exons.
AUGGUCUGUUUGCUCAGAUGGACUGCUUUCCUUUGGACUUUGAAUUCCAUUCCUUGCACGUUUGGAAUGGCAUUGAGUGAACAAACAGAUGGCUCAUGUCCCCCUCUGAGUGUAGAGGAACACAGGUUUUCUGAUAUUUUAGAUCGUCCCCUGGAAAUUACAGGAUUUGAUCUCACAGAGAAGUUUCUGCUCCGAAAGGGAACAAUCACAGAAUACCUGCCGUCAUUUCGUUUAGGAAGCAGUCCACUUAUUAAGCCAACGAAAUCAGUGUUUCCAAAUGGGCUUUCAAGUGAAUACUCCCUUGUCUCCAUCUUCCGAGUAAGAAGAACAACAAAAAAAGACCGCUGGUAUCUUUUUCAGAUAUUCGACCAGUCGGGAGGCAGUCAGGUAUCUGUUGUGGUUGAUGGUGGCAAGAAGGCGGUGGAGUUUUCCUCCCAGGGUCUGGCAAAGAACACUCCCUGCUGCACAUUUAAGAAAAAUGACCUACAUCCCCUUUUUGAUCGCCAGUGGCACAAGCUGAGCAUUUCUGUGCAGAGUAACAUGGUCUCCAUCUACAUGGACUGCAAGCUGAUAGAAAGGAGACGGACUGAUGAGAAGGACACCAUUGACCUCAGCGGGCGCACUCUCAUCACUACACGAGUGGAAGAUGGACGGCCUGUAGAUAUCGAGCUGAGACAAAUUCUAAUCUACUGUGACCCUUAUAUAGCUGAGUUGGAAAAUUGCUGUGAGCUACUGGAACCAAAGUGUGAAGCCAAGAAGACAUUUAAUGGGACUUCCCCUCCCCUGGUUACAGAGCAGCUCCCCCAGAUGCUGUCUCAGCCGGUCUCGCAGUCAAUUGACAGAUGUCACUGUCCAGCUGAAAAGGGAGAUGCUGGACUUCCAGAGGUAGUUGGAGUGCCAGGACAAAAAGGGGAUAAAGGAGACAAGGGGGACACAGGGGACGCCGGGCCUCAGGGAAACCAAGGACAUAAGGUCGGAUACUCACCACUGAAACAAGUUAAAAACCUAACAUUCCCACAGGAGAACUUGGAUCAGAAGGGCAAAAGGGAAUCGAUGGGGAGAAGGGUCUCAAAGGUGACCCAGGGCCAGUUGGUCCAGUUGGUCCCAAGGGAGACAAAGGUGAAGUGGGUAAGCCUGGAGCUGCGGUGCUGCCUGUUGACAAAUGUCCCAAAGGAGAUCAGGGCCCUCGAGGUGACAAAGGAGAUAAGGGAUUGGCUGGGGUGCCAGGUCAGCCAGGGGAACCAGGCAAAGAGGGCAAAAGGGGACGGAGAGGAAAGACUGGGGAGCCUGGACCCAGAGGCCUGCCUGUAA